Suillus fuscotomentosus is the source of this 486-nucleotide messenger RNA. RefSeq lists its product as uncharacterized. The record is from RefSeq and is a predicted model, not a curated record. The transcript has 5 exons. Lineage: Eukaryota; Fungi; Basidiomycota; Agaricomycetes; Boletales; Suillaceae. Bases 1 to 486 code for a protein of 161 amino acids.
AUGAUUUCUGGCUGUGUGGAAUUCGCUGUGAAGGACAUAGACUUGCUAAAGGAGCUGCACAAUGAACUCUCAAGGCACGAGAACGCCAGGGCGAAAUACAAAGCCGUCUAUCAGCGGCCGGAUGCAGACAUGUACUUCUCGAUUGCACUGACCACAGUGCUACCAAAUAAUAAGGGUGGUCAAUCCUUCGCCAAAACUCAUCCUUACGGCCGCUCCAACAACAAUGCAGUGCCAUAUCCAAGGUUCCCUAAUCAAAACAUCAUGAUUUAUUUCCUGUCGACUCCUCCGGAUCGUACUCCCAGCCCACGCAAGCGCAUCGCUAAUACUAUCAGCGGGAAGAGUGAAUUUAGCGCAGCCAUCCAGCAAACAAGCUCACACUUCUACCACUGGUAUCAAUGCGCCACCGAAAGGUACAAGAAUUCUGGUAUUGUGGGGGGGAGCCGCACCUGUGACCUUGCAUACCGCAAGUACAAAUUCUCAGGCUGA